This is a messenger RNA of Biomphalaria glabrata, 2260 nucleotides long. RefSeq lists its product as uncharacterized. Lineage: Eukaryota; Metazoa; Mollusca; Gastropoda; Planorbidae. The record is from RefSeq and is a predicted model, not a curated record. The transcript is spliced from 13 exons. The coding region runs from base 279 to 2168 and encodes 629 amino acids.
UGACACCAUGUCUAGAUCAAGAUUCUAUUUAUAAAUGUCUAGAGAAAACAAUGUCUACUAAGUCUGCCUACACUUUCAUAUAGGAUGUACCUAGAUCUAGAUAAAACAAAGUCGAAUGACACUUGAACCUGAAGGAGAAGGGUUGGAAUAACCGCGUGGUCUAUAGCUCGUUUUUACUGAUGGUCUACUACGUUUGAUGACAGACUGGCUGUUUACAUCAGCUUUAAAACGUCAGCAUCCACUACAAGAUUACAUGAUUCAAUCAACGGCUGAAUGUAAUGAAUUUACUGACAUAUGCAAUCGCAGCUUACUUUGCUUGUUACUCGGAUCAAGCUUACGGCUUUGAAUGUCCUUUGAAUACUUCUGUGAGAGUAGACGAUUUGUGCGUCCUGUGGAACAACCAGUUGGUUACUUGGUUGGAUGCGAAGAAAACUUGCGCUAACAUGGGAAUGCAUGUAGCAACAGUACGUUCUACUGACCAGAUGGCAAGAAUAAAGCAAGCUCUGCCAUCAAGCAUAAAACUGGACAUCUGGACAGGCGCGAAUGACAUUGAAAGAGAAGGUCAUUUUGUCUGGGAAGAGGACAAUAGUCCGGUUGUGGAAAAAAUCUGGAAGAAGGGCGAACCGAACAACCAAAAUUUGGUCCACGGGGAGGAGGAUUGUACUUUUAUUAAUCCGGAACUCAUGCUGUAUGACAUUUGGUGCACAGCUCGACGUAACUCACUUUGCAUCUAUCGCAUCCCUGGUCCUGUUAACGUAUUUUCUGAUAACAACGUCUCCUUCGUAUGCCAUUGUCAUGACUUCAACUGUUCAAGUGACGGCAGCUGUGCAGGGGAUUCUGCCGAAUGCGCGAAGGGCUGGUUCAAUCCCGGAUGUCAGAUUAGAAGUCUGUCUGGGGACGAGAAUGGGCCGCUGGGCCUCCUAGCCGACAACAACGACAGCUCGUGUGACAACAUUACAGUACCAGUGAGCAUUAAGUUGAAGGACAAAAGUUUUUUCACAUACAUCAGAAUAAUAGUGGAGAAACCAGAGUACCUUGGUGGAUUUGCGAUCUAUUUCAAUGUAGACGAUACCAAAGUUGUCUGCCAGGGCGUGAAGUUGCUUCCGUUAGACAAUCGGACGAUGGACAUUUACUGUCAUGACGGCCCAUUCGUGGUGGAUGAAGUUUUCCUUUCUUGGUCAGGCGUGAAGCAAGUUUGUUCGGUGUACAUCAGCGGAGGACAGAAUUUCGCAUUGUUUCAAAACACAAGUUUAGAUUCGAAUGACCAGCAGGACAACAGCACACGUCUGGCAGUCGAUGGUCGAAAAAGUUUUUCUGACCCUUGCUUCACGGGCUUACCCACGGUCGGCGAUCAAACGUGGACACUGACCUUCGCAGUACACAAGAUCGUCAAUGAAAUAAUUAUACACAGGAAGCUAAGGGGCGACGGUUACACGUUUAUGAAUGGAUUUUACGUCAUGGGGUACAACGAGGAGGGCAAGCUACUGUUCCGUUACAACGACACGGGCACAUCGAAAGGCAGUUUAACGAUCUGGAUCCUCACGGAGGUUAGUGCGCCCAUGAAGAAGAUAGUCAUAGCCAUGGACAACGCCAGUGAGACUCGAUACCUUGAGCUGUGUGAAGUAGAAGCCUUUGGAGGAUGUGCCGCCCCUGCCUACGGCAUCUAUUGUAACGAAAUUUGUGGUGAGCAUUGCUUAGGCCGAGAAUGUCACGUCAAUGGUCUAUGUGUCACCUGCGCUUAUGGAAGCUCCUCGAAAGGAGAGUGUUUUCUAUCACCCCGGGAGAUUAUUCCAACGCCGUACAUAUCGACGACGGAAUGGGGCGACAACGCCACAACACCACACUUAGAGUGUACCACGGUCACGUCGGCCCCGGCAGAGGAGGUAGACAACAGUAUGAUGAUCAAAUUGUUCAUCUUAAUCAUCAUUAUCCUCUCCCUACUGGAUAUUAUGCUGUUGUACCUGGCAUGCUGCAAGAAGUCUGAAAACAUUGAGGAAGAACCUCCAGUCACAGAUGUGGGAGUGAUUCUAGAUGCUGUGAAUCCUGCCUCCAUCAUGACAGUUCCAUCACACGCGACACAGAGCGCGCACAGCGUUUCGCCUUAUGACAAAGUGAAGUCAGAAAUGACAGUGAAGACGACCACCAGUGUUUCAACUCACAUCGAAUAGCAGACCAAACAAUAAUAAAGCAUAAAGUGAGGAUCAGAGACCAGAAUUCAGUUCAUUCAUUUAAAUUAAAACGAAAGACUUUGUAAACGAAA